Molecule: messenger RNA, 2505 nt
Organism: Coffea arabica (coffee)
Lineage: Eukaryota; Viridiplantae; Streptophyta; Magnoliopsida; Gentianales; Rubiaceae
Source: RefSeq, a predicted model, not a curated record
AUGAGCAGGAACAACUUUUACGGAGAACUUCCCCAUGAAUUGAUUCGUCUGUCCAGGUUACGAGUCCUCAGUUUAGGCAUUAACAUGCUUAGAGGAAAUAUUCCCUCUUGGGUUGGUUCCUUCCAACAACUCCGACAAUUUUUUCUAAAGAACAAUAGCUUUACAGGCUUUAUCCCACCUUCUAUCUCCAACAUGUCAAAGCUGGAGACAUUAAAUCUGCAGUUUAAUUCUCUACAAGGAGCAAUACCAAUGGAGAUUGGGAAAUUAAAAAAGUUGAAGCAAAUUGUCCUCGACUUUAAUCAGCUUUCCGCAUAUGUCCCCGUCUUCGGGCUCACAUUGCUUGACCUUUCCCUCAACAAAUUAAGUGGUGUGAUACCACCAUCGUUAUCGGAGUGUUCGAAGCUUCAGCUACUGAGGUUGGGUGGCAACAAUUUGAGUGGAGUGAUACCGGAAGGAUUUGGGAACUUGACGGCGCUCAAGCGACUACAUCUUGGCUGGAACAAUUUGGUUGGAGUGAUACCGGAAGGAUAUGGGAACUUGACGGCGCUAGGGGAACUAUGUCUUGGGGACAACAAUUUGAUUGGAGUGAUACCGGAAGGAUUUGGGAACUUGACGGCGCUGGUGGAACUAUGUCUUGGGGGCAGCAAUUUGAUUGGCAGUGUUCCGCACGAGCUUGGCCGCCUAAAGCAUCUUGCAAAACUUGCUUUGGGCUCCAAUAGCCUAACUGGAUCCAUACCAGCCCAAAUCUUCAACAUCUCGACACUGCGAGAACUGGACCUAUCGAACAAUACGCUUUCUGGGAGGCUUCCAUCAUCCAUGGGUUAUGGAUUGGUCAACCUUGAAGUGCUUGCUGUCUUUUCAAAUGAGUUUGAUGGAGUGCUACCAGCCUCAACCUCACACGCGUCUAAGCUUACUCAUUUAGACUUGGGUGGAAAUAGAUUCAGCGGUCCAGUUCCAAACUCUCUUGGAAACCUAAGACUUCUAAGAGAUUUGGAUCUCGUUGAUAAUCAUUUGACAACUGAACCUUCAUCGAGAGAAUUGAGCUUUAUCAGUUACUUAACAAAUUGCAAUUGUCUCAAACUAUUAGGUUUUGCUGAAAAUCCGCUGCACGGUUUUCUUCCGAUGUCAGUUGGGAAUCUCUCAACUUCUAUGGAGAGAUUCUAUGCAUAUGGUUGCGGAAUAAAGGGAAGCAUUCCCGAUGGAAUUGGGAAUUUGAGCAGCCUAAUCAUUUUGAAUCUAUAUGGAAAUCACCUGAGUGGGCCCGUUCCGGUGACAAUGAAAUACUUGCAAAAUCUUCAAGCAUUGUUUUUGGAUGAUAAUCAAUUAAGUGGUUCAAUUCCAGAUUGCAUUUGCAAGUUAAAGAGAUUGUACCAAAUCUAUCCGGGGCAAAACAUCUUUCGUGGCUCAAUGCCAUCAUGCCUAAAUAAUAUAAGUUCCUUGGAAGAAAUUGACUUUGCCGGGAACUUAUUAAACUCAAGCAUACCUGGUAGCUUGUGGAACCUCACUGAUCUCUUGACGUUGAACCUGUCAUAUAAUUCAUUGAGUGGCUCACUACCUUAUGAAACUGGAAAUUUGAAGGUAGUAACACUAUUAGAUUUGUCGGGAAAUCACCUUAAUGGGAAUAUUCCAAGUUCCUUAGGAGGCUUGCAAAGUUUAGCAAAGCUUUCAUUAGCACAAAAUAAACUUCAGGGACCUGUUCCAGACUCUCUCAAUCAGAUGUUAAGCUUGGAAUUUUUGGAGCUAUCCAAUAAUAAUCUAUCAGGUCCAAUACCAAAGUCCUUGGAGACACUUAUAUAUCUCAAAUACAUUAAUCUUUUUUUCAACCACUUAAGAGGAGAAAUUCCCUCUAGUGGUCCUUUCAAGAAGUUCACAUACGAAUCAUUCAUGUUUAAUGAUGACUUGUGUGGCGCUCAAAGAUUUCAUGUUCCUCCAUGUCGUUCUCCUCGGAUUCACAAAUCGAGUCAAAAGAAAGUAUUUCACCUGCUAGGCAUUCUAUCAGGUAUUGCAGCAACAAUAAUUGCUGUUACAGCUGCUGCAAUUUUACUUUUAAGAUGCCCAAGGAAAGAUGGGGUUUCAAGAAAUACUGAUUUGUUGCCCAUGGGUUUGCCAAAAAUGAUUUCAUACUCUGAACUUGUGCAAGCAACCAAUGGUUAUGAUGAAACGAAUUUACUUGGCAAAGGGAGUUUUGGAUCUGUAUAUAAGGGUAUUUUAACGGAUAGGACAGUUGUAGCCGUAAAAGUUUUCACUUUACUAGCAGAUGUCAAUUCCAGGAGUUUUGAUACAGAAUGUGAAGUUCUACGCAAUCUUCGCCAUAGAAACCUAACCAAAGUGAUUGGUAGCUGCUCUAACUUGGACUUUAAAGCCUUAGUGCUUGAUUAUAAGUCUAAUGGGAGCCUUGAGAAAUGGUUGUACUCCCACAACCAUUGCCUGGAUCUGCUGCAAAGGAUAAGCAUAAUGAUGGAUGUUGCUUCCGCAUUGGAAUAUCUCCAUUUUGUUUCUGGAUGA